Molecule: messenger RNA, 1410 nt
Organism: Cooperia oncophora
Lineage: Eukaryota; Metazoa; Nematoda; Chromadorea; Rhabditida; Trichostrongylidae
Source: the annotation of a GenBank genome assembly
AUGUGCCCUCAACUCGCCCUGCUCACGUGUACUGUAGACAAGACAAUGAUCAUUAUACGGCGGACCCAGAAGGCGAUGAACGAUGUGUACUGUAACCUUUCCCUAUUCAUUUUAUCACUGUUCUGUGCUCUUCGUUUCUCACUAAGCAGUUCUACUGGAACUGCGCUCCGGAAUCCGAGUUUCAGAUCAGAGCCUGUCCGAAUGAUACUGCGUCACCAUCUCCAAAACUGUGCUAUUGUCAUAAGAAUAGUUACUGUAUCGAGUGCUCAGAUUGUCGGUCGAUGGCCGUUGACGUUAUCCAUGAGUGAGUGUGCAAACUCGUCCACGUGCCUAUGCGUCGUACCUCGGUCAAUUGACGGCGCCAUGACAUCAUCGUCUUACUUGUGCAGGAAUUUCAAAAUGGGAAUACACAAUGUGCAAUGGAUAUGCACUCGAUCAUUCGGCCUCAGUGGAGAAGAGGAAUGUAUAUGCGACGGUGAUUCCUAUACAAGAUGCUUCGCCGUGGAAUCAGCAACGAAAAGGACCCAUGGAAAGGACGCAGAUGCACAGGAAAAGACACCUGUACGAGUUCAUAGAGGGAAAUUACGGGUCUACGAGAAGAUUCUCAGUCAGUAUGAUGGUAUUCUGGCAGUUUUCUCAAUGUGCACAUGUGGAUCCGAUGUACACUUGCAACGCGAAUCAAAGAAAAGAACAGUACCAACAGCACCAACGAACCCGCUGAUUGUGUGUGCUUUUAUAAUAAGGGUAAUGACCAGCUGUGGCCUUGUUAUCGUCAAAAAGAUUGGCAAGAAAGGAAAUGCUCGAGCCGAUCGAAUUCCCUUUUUCUGGGAUAUUAUGACGACAACAACGAUGUCACCGAUACAGAGAGAGAAGGAAAGAAAAGCGGUGGAUCGUGAAAAGGCCUACGGAUAUACGGGUGUGAAGGAUCCGAUUGCGCUGAAGGGCAAAGCAAUGGAGAACAUCAUUUUUGCCGUCGAUCAACUUACCGAAGAGGAGAAAUGGGCAAUCACUUACAAAAAAUCAGAACUGAUUCGUAAGUGCUCGUUCAACGGACAGGAAUGUAAAGGAGUUCCAAGCACAUCUCGACCCAACCUAUGGAGCCUGUUUCACCUACGUUGGUCGACAUCCGCGUCAAAUAUCACAAACGAAAGAGCUGGACCAGCAUACGGACUCCGUCUCGAACUUUUCGUCAAUAUAUCUGAGUACUUACCGACAACAGAAGCAGCUGGUGUACGUCUUACUGUGCAUUCCGUCAAAGAGCAGCCAUUUCCGGACACUUUGGGACACUCUGCUCCUACCGGAUUCGUCAGCAGUUUUGGUAUAAAACUGAAGUCAAUGACUCGUCUUCCCGCUCCUUAUGGCGACUGCAUAACAGAAGGGCAAAGACAAGGACUUUAUUUACGUCACUAA